Messenger RNA from Drechmeria coniospora, 1560 nucleotides. RefSeq lists its product as uncharacterized. Bases 1 to 1560 code for a protein of 519 amino acids. The record is from RefSeq and is a predicted model, not a curated record. Lineage: Eukaryota; Fungi; Ascomycota; Sordariomycetes; Hypocreales; Ophiocordycipitaceae. The transcript has a single exon.
AUGUUUGUCACCAAGGGCUUGUCGGCUCUCCACACGAGGCCCAACACCAUCUUCAUCUUCGUCUUGGUCGUUCUUCUGCUCAUACAGGCCAAGUCGUACUAUCGACCGGCAAAACAGGUUCCCAUUCCCGUCGAGCUGAAAGACGCUGUCGACGGAGAGCCGUCGGCGGAGGAAUCUUUCUUCAAGCACCUCGUCGACACGUACAGGUUCACGAACCUCACGACGUGGCAGGCGUGGCGGAUCCAAGCGACCGAACAGAAGGACGAGGCGAGCUCCCUCACAGCCGCCAACUACGACUUCCACUCGCAGGCGGAGAGGAUCAUCAACGUGAAUGCCCCGAAUCGGACCGACCUCCAUGCCUCCCGAAAGCUGCUGCUGCCGACCCGUCGUGGCGCCAGGAUGGACGACGUCGACGGCUCGCCCUUCCUCUUCGGCAUCUCGACGACGUUCGAACGCAUCGCGGACCGGGAUUGGGCCCUCGUGCGCUCGUGGAAGCGCUGGAUGACUCACCACGGCAAGGCCAGCAACGGCGCCGACCUCGUGCUCAUGCUCAACAAGGCGACGGACCAGCAACUCUACGAGCUCGACGCGAAGCUGCACGAGGCCUCCAUCGACGUAUACGCCCUUUCGACGGAGGAUUCCAUGUCCAUGGCCCGUCGCUACUACGAGAUUACACGCAUCAUGAAGACGUACAGCGCGACGCUCGCCGCCAGCGGCCAGCGUAAGCGAUGGUUCGCCCUCGUCGACGACUCCGUCUUCUUCCCGGGCCUGUCCUACCUCAACCAGCAACUUUCAGCCUACGACAGCGACGAGAAACUGUUCAUCGGCCUGCCAGACGAGCGCGGAGACUGGUACGAGGCCGACGGCGGUCUCACCACCUCGGGCGGCGGCGCACUCCUCCUGACGCGCUCCGCCCUCAACAACCUGCCGCGGCUGCCGUGCUUCCAAGAGGACGAGCAGGUGUCAUCGAGGCGGCCCCGGAAGUGGGACGUGCUGCUGUCGGACUGCAUGAAGAAGCAUGCUCGGCUCGACAUGCACGUCAUGGCUGCCGCCUUCUCGCCCUAUUACGACGUGCCCUCGGACCCGGCCGGCCACGAGAUGGGCACCCGACCGCUCGUCCUGCACGACUACGGUGAGCGACACAGGAUUGAUCCCGGCUUGGCCCACCUCGUCACCGACGCCUGCGGCGAGGGAUGCUUCAUGCAGCGCUACCUCUUCCACGACAACUGGCUCGUCGUCAACGGCGUGUCCAUCAGCCAAAAUCCCGACGGGCUGGCCAUGUCACGCAUCCGCAUCCGCAAUUACCGCGCGCAACCGCCUCGGACGCGCAUUACCGGCCCCCUCGUCAUGGACGACAGCGGUGACGGCGGCGAGAGGGCCGUCAUCACGCCCAAGGGACGGCGCAACGUCUGGAAGCUGCUGGACUCUGUCGCGUCUGCCGACGGCACCGUCUGGCAGGCGUACUUGAAAAGGGGCCAAAGCGGGCUGGGCUGGGAGACGGAUGGUGUCACGAGCAUGGACAGCAUCAUUGUGCUGGCGUGGGAGAGCAGCUCGCGAUGA